AUGGAGGCGCAGAGACAAGGCCGGCUGCACUCGGCGCCGUCCUGCGCGCAGAGCAGGAUGGCGGCGCGGCCCCUCGGCCGCCGCGGGCUGGCGGCGCGGGCAGCGUGGAAUGCAGUAGCUCUGUGGGCAUGGGACAUUGUGGUUGAUAACUGUGCCAUUUGCAGAAACCACAUUAUGGAUCUAUGCAUAGAGUGUCAAGCAAAUCAAGCAUCAGCUACCUCUGAAGAGUGCACAGUUGCAUGGGGCGUCUGCAAUCAUGCUUUCCACUUCCACUGCAUCUCCCGCUGGCUCAAAACUCGCCAAGUAUGUCCGUUGGACAACAGGGAAUGGGAGUUUCAAAAGUAUGGACAUUAGAGAGAUGGUCACUAAGCUUCUUGUGUCGUCAGCCCGAAUUGUUCAUCUCAUUAUGGGUUUGUUUUAGCAAUUUGAAAAAUAUAUGUACUGUUCUGCUUCAAUCCGAAUAUCUCUCUAUUGUGCACCAUUGAAUAAAAUCUUGUUAGAGGUUCCUCUCUA
Tinamus guttatus (white-throated tinamou) is the source of this 513-nucleotide messenger RNA. NCBI's taxonomy places the organism in Eukaryota, Metazoa, Chordata, Aves, Tinamiformes, Tinamidae. The record is from RefSeq and is a predicted model, not a curated record.